This is a messenger RNA of Coniosporium apollinis CBS 100218, 3114 nucleotides long. RefSeq lists its product as uncharacterized. Lineage: Eukaryota; Fungi; Ascomycota; Dothideomycetes. The record is from RefSeq and is a predicted model, not a curated record. Gene Ontology annotation, molecular function: small GTPase binding. The transcript is spliced from 3 exons. Gene Ontology annotation, cellular component: cytosol; nuclear envelope. Bases 1 to 3114 code for a protein of 1037 amino acids. Gene Ontology annotation, biological process: protein import into nucleus.
AUGGAGGAGCAGCUAGUGCGUUUACUAGAGGAAACCCAGUCCUCUCACGAUCCCGUCCGCAAACAUGCCGAGUUCCAACUGCAACAACUGUAUUCGAAUCUGGCCUUUGCACCGGGCCUGCUAGCAAUCGCUAGCCAUGAGUCCGUACCCGUCAACACGCGACAAGCCGCGCUCCUAUCCCUUAAGACGCUGGUGCUGUCCGCCUGGUCUCCCACAUUUGACGAAUUCAAGGGGCAGAUACUGGUGACGGACGACACGAAGACACAGCUGCGGAGAGGGCUGCUGGAGAUAGCUACAAGCGAUGGGCAGGAGAGAAAGGUCAAGAGCGCGGCUAGCUAUGUGGUUUCCAAAAUUGCCCAGGCGGACUUCCCAGAGGAGUGGCCGGACCUCCUACCAAGCCUUCUGCAUGUCAUCCGCACCGGUUCGGACGCGCAGCUACACGGCGCGCUCAAGGUGCUCGGAGAAUUGGUGGAUGACUGCUUCAAUGACGAACAAUUCUUCAGCAAUGCGAGGGAUCUGGUCAAGGUCAUCUACGACGUGGCGGUCAAUGAUGGGAGGAAGCCGACGCUGAGGGCACUGGCCGUGUCCGUCUUCCGCAGCUGCUUUGACAUACUGGAGAUGGUUAUGGAAGACCACAAGGCGGCGGUGAAGGCCUUCGCGGAUGAAGCAUUAAGCCAUUGGACGCCCUUCUUCGUGGAUGUGAUGAAAUCACGGCUCCCUCCCCCACCGACAGAAGAGGAGGAGAACGCCGAUCAAGGCGCUGUCGAGAGACAUCGGGGCCUUGUGGCGCUGAAGCUCCAGGUCGUAAAGGUCCUCAUGAGGAUACGAGGGGUAUUUCCUUCCAUGCUCUCGCCGCAAAGUCCGCUCCUGUUCUCCGCAACAUGGGAGGAGCUGUCCGCUUUGCAGCCCGCAUAUCACCAGUUGUAUAUAGAGAGCGAGCGCCAGAGCCGGCUUGAAGACGCGGACGGACUACCCUACACCCUAGAUUUCCUUGUGCUUGAGGAGUUAGACUUUAUGCAAGCAUGUCUUCGAGCACCGCCGGUCAAGAAAGAGCUUGAACAGCAGCUGGCCAAGCAGAGCGGGAGCGAAUCGACAUGGGUUACAGAAGUCAUGAAGCUUGCUGUGGCCUACGCUCAGAUCACUACGGAAGAGGAGGGGCUGUGGAACUUCGACGUGAACGUGUUCCUCUCCGAGGAGACAAGUGUGACGGCCAACUACACGCCUAGGACCGCGUGCGGUGACCUCGUGAUCAAGCUCGGCGAAUGGCUGAGUGCGGCCACAGUCGAUGGGCUGCUAUCCUACACUCGAUCACUAUACUCUACGGAUCAAGGGUGGAAGGCGAAAGAAGCGGCUCUCUACGUACUGAAUCAGUUGUUGGGCGAUUAUCAGGACACGGACAAGCAUACAAGCCUCGAGGCUGCCAACGGGUUCAUUGACUUCAUCCGGUACGCCAUGCACCAGAGCGAAGAGUUCUUACGUGCUCGUGGUUAUCUUGUCGCAGGCAGCCUUACCAGGACGUCUGGAGAAGUGCUACACCCGGUCGCGGCGUCGUUCAUGGAAGCCUCACUACAAGCGAUUACUAAUGAUGAGUCUGAAGUCGUAAAGGUCUCCUGCAUAAGAGCACUGCAACAUUAUCUGCAGUCCCUCCCACCAGCCAUCACUCUUCCGCUACAGUCAUCAAUCAUGGCAGCGCUGUCAAAUUACCUCCAAACACAGGACCUGAGCGAGCUCACCGAGAGCGACGACCUGAUGGUAACGCUCGUCGAGACCCUGCGAGAUGCGAUCCUGCUCGACACCCGAGUCUGCCUCACAGGCGGCGGUCUCGACCUCCUCUUCAGCAUCGCAAGACACGGCGCCAACAACUUCCAACUAACGAUGCUCGUCAACGAGACCUUCGAAGAAGUCGUGAAGACAGUCGCCGCCCUCGGCAACGACGCCUACAUCCAGCUCUGCGCGAAAGUGCUGCCCUCGCUCUCCGGCGCCUUCGACGUCGGCACUCUGACCGAAGAAACCGCUCUGACGAACCUCGCCGCCGAUCUCCUCUCCCUGCUCGCUGAGAACGGCCACUCGCCCCUUCCGGAUGGAUUUAUUGCUUCCGUGAUGCCGAAGCUCCAGCGCUUGCUGCUUAACUCCACAGACGAGGAGCUCCUCCGAUCCGCUACUUGCGCGGUGAAGAACAUGCUCCAGCACGACGCGCCGCAGUUCUUCGCCUGGCAUGACGCGAGCGGCAAAGGCGGGCUAGAAGUCGUGCUCGUCAUCAUCGACCGCCUCCUGUCGCCCGCAGUCGACGACAACGCAGCGGCUGAAGUGGGUGGGCUGGCCGCCGAGCUGGUGGAGAAAGCCGGCAGCGAGCGUCUGGGGCCGUACCUGAUGCAGCUGCUCCGCGCGGUGGCGGUUAGGGUCGGCAGCGCGGAGACAGCGCAGUUCAUCCAGUCGCUGAUCCUGGUCUUCGCACGGCUGUCGCUGGUGAGUCCGAAGGAGGUGCUGGAUUUCCUCGCACAGGUGCAGGUGGGGAGCGAGAGCGGCUUGCAGAUCGUCAUGAGUAAGUGGUUAGAGAACUCGGUCAAUUUCGCUGGGUAUGAUGAGAUACGGCAGAACGUCAUCGCCCUCUCGAAACUCUACGUCCUUCAAGACCCACGCCUCUCGUCUAUAAUGGUCAAAGGCGACCUCAUCGUCCCACAAUCCGACCGCAUCAUGACGCGCUCACGCGCGCGCCAAAACCCAGACCGCUACACCAUCAUCCCCGCCCCCCUCAAAAUCCUUAAAGUCCUCGUCGAAGAACUGCUCUCCGCAUCCGGCAACCCGCGGACGCUUUCCUCCGCCGCUGCAGCGGCAGGCGAGCUCGCCGACGACGCAGAAAACAACAACAACAACAACAGCGAAGACGGCGACUGGGAGGACGACCCGGAUGAGCUGGAUCUCGGGCUUCCGGCGACCAAGGCAGAGCUCAUGGCGUAUGCGGGUGAGGACGGCGGAUCGGGGAGGCAGCGCGACGAUGAGACGCAGGCGUUCCUGAUGGAGUUUUUUAGGGGGAUUGCGGGGGAUGCGGCGUUUAGGGAGGUGUUUGCGGCACUGAGUCCGGAGGAGCAGGAGAGGUUGAGGGGGAUGAGUUGA